AUGCCGAGACCUGAGAGACGUGACCAUCAGAGACAUGAAGAAGAGAUGAGGUUCUACUCUGUUAGAUUCGGAUGUUUGCUGGCUGUCGCCUGUUUCUUGUCUCUUUCCUGGAUUAAAUCAAGUCCCAGUCAUGGAGUACAUCUCGACCUGCGGAGCUUCUAUGAACGCCUGCUGGUGGCCGAGCAGCUGGGCGACCAGGUCAGAAAGGAUCUUGGUAGCAUCCUGGAGGAGCUGAGGAACAUUUCUAAAGCUGCUAACAACACCUAUCACAGUACAAGCAAUGCCAACAGCAGCAAGAACCACGACAACGACAAGAACAACAAGAACAACAAGAACAACAGCUCCAAAACCCCCAUAGAAACUGAAAGGCCGACAUUCCCUGGCUUAGAUGGACCGACGAUCCUGCAGCCCAGCAUUUACAUCUACAUGCCUCAUCUCAGACACCACCCGGAAAGUCUCACCCCAAACAUCGUGCUGGGACAGGGACGCAGAGGAGUCUCCGUAGUGAUCGGCGUCCCCACAGUGAAGCGAGAGAAGCAGAGUUACCUUGUGAGCACGCUCAGUUCUCUGCUGUUCAGCCUGACUCCAGAUCAGAGGAAGGACAUCCUCAUCAUCGUCUUCAUAGCAGAGACGGACUCGGACUACAUCAGCAGCGCAGCACAGACCAUCAGCUCAAAUUUUCCUAAAGAGGUUCAGUCGGGGUUGUUGGAGGUCGUCUCCCCGUCGCAGUUCUACUACCCAGACUUCAGCGGUCUCUCAGAAACCUUUGGAGACGCCAAGGACCGGGUUAAAUGGAGAACCAAACAGAACCUGGACUUCAGUUUCCUCAUGUUCUAUGCUCAGGAUAAAGGAACAUACUACGUUCAGUUGGAGGACGACGUUGUGGCGGCAGCAGACUACUUUAGCACCAUGAAGAGCUUUGCUGACCAGGAAGCUUCUAAGGGGUGGCUCUACCUGGAGUUCUCCACGCUGGGAUUCAUAGGAAAACUGUUCCGGACCCGAGACCUCCCCAUGAUCGCCGAGUUCUUCCUGAUGUUCCACAGAGACAAACCCAUCGACUGGCUGCUGGACCACAUCCUGUGGGUCAGAGUCUGUAACCCAGAGAAGGACUCAACUGACUGUCAGAAGAAGAAGGAGGCGCUGAAGCAGAGGUACAAGCCGUCUCUGUUCCAGCACAUCGGCCUUCACUCCUCUCUGUCCGGGAAAAUACAGCGACUGAAGGAUAAGGACUUUGGGGGUCAGAUUCUGUUCCAGGGUCACAGUAACCCUCCUGCAGUGCUGAGCAGCAGCCUGAACCAGUACCAGCAACACAGCCUGGAGAGGGCCUACAGGGGACAGGACUUCUUCUGGGCCACCACACCUGUCAGACAUGACUACAUCCUCUUCAACUUCUCACAGCCAAUCAGAAUCUCAGGAUGGCGCUACUAUACAGUCACCAAGGACAAUCGCAUCCAGGUGUAUUCCAACCAAAAACCCUGGAUGACAGGAGAGGUCAGGACCCUGCUGAGGAACAGGAACAUCGCCUUCCGGUCCUGUGACAUGGAACUGUACAGUGUAGCCAGGGCAGACCUGAAAAGGGGCAUCCGACGGGCCAAACAGGAUUACAAAAACAAAACUGAGGAUCACCUCCACAGCACAACUCGAGGCGGGUGUGGCAGGGGGUCCAGAAUAUCAUGA
This is a messenger RNA of Cheilinus undulatus (humphead wrasse), 1677 nucleotides long. RefSeq names its product alpha-1,3-mannosyl-glycoprotein 4-beta-N-acetylglucosaminyltransferase A-like. Gene Ontology annotation, cellular component: endoplasmic reticulum-Golgi intermediate compartment; endoplasmic reticulum; Golgi stack. Gene Ontology annotation, molecular function: acetylglucosaminyltransferase activity. Gene Ontology annotation, biological process: protein N-linked glycosylation. Bases 1 to 1677 code for a protein of 558 amino acids. The transcript has 14 exons. Lineage: Eukaryota; Metazoa; Chordata; Actinopteri; Labriformes; Labridae. The record is from RefSeq and is a predicted model, not a curated record.